Saprolegnia parasitica CBS 223.65 is the source of this 509-nucleotide messenger RNA. RefSeq lists its product as hypothetical. The transcript has 3 exons. Lineage: Eukaryota; Oomycota; Saprolegniomycetes; Saprolegniales; Saprolegniaceae. The record is from RefSeq and is a predicted model, not a curated record. Bases 1 to 465 code for a protein of 154 amino acids.
AUGCUCGUCCUCAAGCGGUGGCUUCACGUGUGGUAUCUCGGGACCAUUGUCGAGUCGCUGGACGACGACAUGGCUCUCGUGCACGUACAAGGCGACAGCAUCGAGAAGGACGUCUGGAUGGCCAUGACGGCCUUGCUGCCACAAGAGUGCAUCGUCGCGCCGCCCCCACGUGGCUGGUUUGCCCAGCGCAACGAUCUUGUCUACGUCUACGUGGCCGACGCGUCUUGCGCACCUACGCUUCGAGAGCACGGGCUUCUUCUCGUGGGCACGGUCAUCGAGCGUAUUCCGCAGCACGACGCCGCGCUCCUCGACGUGCUACUACCAGGACCCGACAAUAUGCGCCGGUGCCAGCUCGGUCUCGGCUUUCUUGGCCCUAUUUUACCCGACGCCUUCCAAGCGAUGCGGGAGCGGCUAGCGCAGCUUCCGAGCCACCCGACGCCCGACGCAACUCAACACACUGUGUAGAUGCGAGCUAACAAGCUGCACAUGCGUCAACUCGAUCAUACAAG